Molecule: messenger RNA, 1095 nt
Organism: Fusarium vanettenii 77-13-4
Lineage: Eukaryota; Fungi; Ascomycota; Sordariomycetes; Hypocreales; Nectriaceae
Exons: 2
Coding region: 1-1095 (364 amino acids)
Source: RefSeq, a predicted model, not a curated record
AUGGAUUUUGCCAACGCUGCAGCGUCGGCUGAUCAAUUCAAGGCCUCGUCGGUUGAUCAAUUCCAGCGAUGGUACCCACAGUACAGACACGUCUUCGAUAACAUCACACGGGCCAACUGCUCAGUCGAGUACCGCAACUACAAGUCAGGCAUCAUCAACUCCACCAACAUCAAUUACUUGGCCGGUGGCGACAAAUUCACAGCGCUCACUCAGCCCCUUAUUGACUGCAUCCUUGACAAUACGUCCGAGUAUCUCAAGGGAAGCAUGACUAGCGCUCAAGUUCUGCUCGGCAUCAUGCCCACCAUCAUCACCUUCCUUGGUCCCUCUCAUGAUGAGAUGGCCAUGCUGUCCAAUAUUGGUAGGAGGCCGCUUCUUGCUGCUGGCAUAUCUCUGGCAGCCCCUUCGGCCUAUUUCAGCAGAGCUUUUGAGUAUUUCGACCCAGGCGAGAUCCUGUGCCACCAUAAGUACCGGCAUAAACAAUAUCCCCUUGGAAACCACUUGACGAUCUUGGUCUCCGUUCUAGAAUAUGGUGUUGUCGCAGGAGCCUGUUGGAACAUCGUCGUCAACACCCGGCAGGUCAACCUGUGGUCCAUUAGCUCUCUGGCAUCAGAUGCAGAUUUCUUGCCCGGACUGUGGCUAGCAUUUGGCCCUUGCAUCCACUUCUUCAGCUGCUUUAGGCUGUGGGGUUUCUUGAUCACCAAAGAGUUGGUUCCGUGUGCUACUAAUCACUACGUUUCGUGUAUUACGGGGCGCAUGGAGAGCAAAACUUUCCUAGUGACUGCGUGGCUGGAGUCAACCUUUACGAUCCUCCACGUUGUCUUUGGAACUCUUGUCUUUUCGGGGACUCUUUUUGUAGGAACCAAAGAAGCUCUGGGGAUUGUGGGCAGGUACAUUGCUGGUGUGGCUGUUUGUCGCAUUAUUCUCAUGUACGAGUUGGCCGGUUUACGUGAGAGCUGUGUCUCUAUCGAUGGUGUCAAGAUUAAGCCGGAGGACAGCGAUCAUUCUGGUGCUGAAGAGAGCCAAAGGGGUGGCAGUGAACUUGAGGACGGGAGGGGAGGGAAAGGGCCAACUGUCAAGGAAUUCAGCCGUGAUUGA